AUGAACGACGUAUUUGUUGUAACUGCACUGAUUGAUAUGUAUAGCAAAUGUGGAUGCUUGGACAAUGCAUACCAAGUGUCUGAGAAGAUGCCGCAGAGGGAUGUGGUUGCUUGGAACUCCAUGGCUGGUGAUGUUCUACCACUCGCUGGCGCUGAUGAUGAAAUUAUGGAUUCUACAACAUCAGGUGCCAAUGCUUCUAGUUCCGUCUCUGCUAACAAUAUAGAAGUUGACAUAUCUACGAAAACCAAGUCACUAAGAUCAGCGGUAUGGAAAGAGUUCAGCAGGACAAUAAACGAAUCAGGAGAAAGACUUGCAUCAGUCAUCAAAGAUUGUUUACUAAAAUGGAAUAUUGAUCGCAAGUUAUUUUCAAUUACAUUAGAUAAUUGUUCAACAAAUGAUAUCAUGGUUACAAAAUUGAUAGAGUGGCUUCUUGAAAAGGAUGCACUUGUCUGUAAUGGAAAAUUUUUUCAAGUUAGAUGUGCUGCUCAUAUUCUUAAUUUGGUUGUGCAAGAUGGUGUCAAAGAAAUAAGUGAUGUGAUUGACAAGAUCAGAGAAAGCAUAAAAUAUAUUAAGGCAUCUCCAGCUCGCUGUGAAAUUUUUGAUCGAGCAGUGCGUCAUGUCAAAGUUACUUGUGAAAAAAAGUUGUGCCUUGAUGUUCCAACUAGAUGGAACUCAACAUUUCUUAUGCUUGAUGUAGCUUUACAAUAUAAAGAAGCUUUUGGUCGUUUUGAAGAACUUGAUCGUCACUAUCAUUUCAGACCGACAAAGGAUGAGUGGAAGAAGGCUACUAUUAUUCAUAACAGUUUGAAGGUAUUUUAUGAUGCUACUAAUGUCAUUUCUGCAGUCAAGUGUCCAACUUCCAAUAUCUUCUUUAAAGAGUUUUGUGAGAUAAAGUUGGAAAUUGAAAAAAUGUGUUCAAGUUCAGAUAUUUGA
Nymphaea colorata (pocket water lily) is the source of this 933-nucleotide messenger RNA. RefSeq names its product zinc finger BED domain-containing protein RICESLEEPER 2-like. Gene Ontology annotation, molecular function: protein binding. Bases 1 to 933 code for a protein of 310 amino acids. The record is from RefSeq and is a predicted model, not a curated record. The transcript has 3 exons. Lineage: Eukaryota; Viridiplantae; Streptophyta; Magnoliopsida; Nymphaeales; Nymphaeaceae.